AUGUCUCGAGAGAUUGAGCGUCAAUUCACAAAGCAUCCAGUCGACAAUUCUGAAGAUGCCUCUGAGACUGACGUUGAAGUAUCGCUCCUCAGGGGACAUCAAUUCCAGGCACGAAACCGUCAUCAUGCUGGCCCGUCCAGAAUGAAGCAAUCAUUGAACCUGGUCUCAGCAGUCUGCAAGAUAUUCUUCUAUGUUAGCGCGAGCAUUUGCCUUUGGAUCUACCUCGGGUUGAUAUACAAAGAUACUUUAACUGCAAGUCCAAUAGAGACAGGUGGAGACAGGAUACUCUACACCGGGUUCGGUGACGGUAAUUACGGCCUAGCCGAAGAUGUAUCAGGCCAAAUUCCCACUUUUGGAAGAGAAAUAUGGAUGUUUUGGAACGACUCAAAAUUCACCCUUGACGAUCCCAAAUAUGCGACAUCCGAGGAAGAGCUUGCUUUGAGCAAAGCCUGGAAAAGCAUCGUUCCAGAAGGAAACGGCUUCAUUACUAUUGGAGAUCCAACAGCAGCGGUCCUUCCGCCACCAAUUAAUCAGCCAAAGGACUUGGAAAUAGACCGUUUCUGUAUUACUGUGUGGCAUCAACUUCACUGCUUGCGUGGGAUUCAAGAAGGUUACUACAGCCUGAUCAAAGACCCGUCAGCGGUGGGCAGCCUGGGACAUGUCAAUCACUGCAUCGAUUAUCUUCGUGAGAGCGUCAUGUGCUACGGGGAUACGGCUCUUGAAGGCCAAAGCACAUACAGCUCUGAAGAGAGAGCAAAUGGGAACGCCGCCAACCACGUCUGCAAAGACUUCAGAAGCCUUUUAGACUGGUCUAAUAGCAGGAGUUCCAAACGACUUGCUCAAAGCAUGCGUCUGGCCGGCAAGGCUUCUUCAAAAGGCGAAAACCAUUGA
Diaporthe amygdali is the source of this 891-nucleotide messenger RNA. RefSeq lists its product as uncharacterized. Gene Ontology annotation, biological process: mycotoxin biosynthetic process. The transcript is spliced from 3 exons. The record is from RefSeq and is a predicted model, not a curated record. Lineage: Eukaryota; Fungi; Ascomycota; Sordariomycetes; Diaporthales; Diaporthaceae. The coding region runs from base 1 to 891 and encodes 296 amino acids.